This is a messenger RNA of Diachasmimorpha longicaudata, 3034 nucleotides long. Its product is annotated as homeobox protein unc-42. Bases 249 to 1094 code for a protein of 281 amino acids. Gene Ontology annotation, molecular function: DNA-binding transcription factor activity, RNA polymerase II-specific; RNA polymerase II transcription regulatory region sequence-specific DNA binding. NCBI's taxonomy places the organism in Eukaryota, Metazoa, Arthropoda, Insecta, Hymenoptera, Braconidae. The transcript is spliced from 6 exons. The record is from RefSeq and is a predicted model, not a curated record. Gene Ontology annotation, biological process: regulation of transcription by RNA polymerase II.
CUAAUUAUCAAUCAGAUCAGUGUCCUCGGACACCUCGUCCUGAAGAACCAUCCGGCAUCAUCCUGGCUAACGACCUGUCUGGCAGUGGCCCGGGUGGCGGUGUUGGUUCCGUCGGUGGUACAUCGGUGGGUGGCUCCCUACCGACAACCCUUAGCCUGGAUCAUCAACAGUUCAACAUAUUUCCGGCUAUAUUCAGCCGACAGUUGAAUUUCUCAGCUGCGGCAGCCAACUGUGGACAGAACAAACUCAUGGAUGAGUUGAGGCCGAAUCUUGGACUACUCGGAGUUGGUCUAGUUGACAAUGACACGUUUCAUCUUAACCACAAUCAGGAGAAGAGAAAGUGCAGUAGUACCAGCUCGAAUGAACAGGACUUUGGACUUUACGGGGUGCACCAGGGGCUUGAGGCAAGCCCACCAACACCAGCUGCUACACCAGGAAGAAAUAGCGUCGGAAAUGCUGCCUCUGUUGGGGCUGAGGGUGCGUUUAAAAAAUUGAAACCCGAACCCUGCGCCUCCAGUCCACACAUCGGCCACACACCCACCACAGCCAGUUGUCCGACGCCGGCACGACGGCGGCACAGGACCACUUUUACACAGGAGCAGCUGGCGGAAUUGGAAUCGGCGUUCGCAAAAUCCCAUUAUCCGGACAUAUACUGCAGAGAGGAAUUAGCGAGGAGCACGAAAUUGAACGAGGCCAGAAUCCAGGUGUGGUUUCAAAACAGAAGAGCAAAGUACAGAAAACAGGAGAAACAAUUACAAAAAGCAUUGGCACCGAUACCAGCCUGUCAAGGAGCGAUGAUGAGGAAUAUUUACCCAGGUGCUGGAAGAGGAUAUCAGCCUUACGCACACCCUCACAACAGCAUAAACGGCAUCAACCGCUACCCCCAGAUGGGAGCGACGUCAUACCCCAGUAUGCCGCAGCCUUUCUCGAUGUCCCACUCUGCGUCCAACAUGUCAGCAGUUACCGGAAUGCGGCAAGAUGCGAUGGGAAUGUCAGCAGAGGAUGAGUGGUACAACAAGAGCAUCUCAGCCCUGAGGAUGAACACGGCGCAUCAUCCAAACCUAGCAGCCCCAAUGCUUCAGUAUCAAACAUAACUUUAAAUUUUUCGAGAUGUUUAGAGACAUCCGAAAAAUAAGGGACUUGUUGAUUCGUUCCUGAAUAUACUUGACCCACAUUUUGAUUUUCUAGUCAAACUGAAUAACUGAUCUAGUCACAUUUCACUGUUCAUAAAUUAUUAAUUGAACAUUCCAGUAGCGAAAUGGUAAAUUGAGAUAAGUCGCUCGUUCCUAUUGACCAGUUUUUUUAUGAAUAUCUCGAGAUCUAGGGAGGAUAGCAAAAUUUUUGUUGAAUACUUUUCUGUAGAGUAAAUUGAGUACUACAAAAAAUGUCAUGACGAAAAUUUCGCUAGGUCUCUUACAUUUUGAGAUAUUUGAGGAAUACAAAAUGUUCGUGAGGGCCGACUCAAGCUGACCUGUUCUACUGCUUCGUUACUGAAAUCAUAAUUGAAAUGUCGUCUAAUCAAGAACACAUGUUCUUCUUUCAUUCUUUACGGUUGAUUACCCCUGGAUUUGUCCGGUUUUCAUUCAUUCCCCGUCAUUACAAUUUUUUUCUUUUAUUUAAAGGAAAAGAAAAACGAAUCUGACAGUUUUGAUAACGUAGCUGUGCCUACGUGUCCACGAAAGUAUGCAUUAUAUAUUAUAAAAAAUUAAUUAAUCAAGUCGAUUUAUAAUCCACAAGAGCAUCGAUUCUGUCUUGUCUGAACCUUCCUGAUUUUCUAAUUUUUAUCGUACAAUUCCAUUCACCAAUACUAUUCGAGACAAGCCAGAGUGAAAAUUGCGAUAAGUGAAAACUCCACUAGGCUGUUUCGUUAAUUAUCUCCAACAACGAAGCGAGAUCUCGGCAAGAACCUUAAUAAUACAAAAUAAAAACAAAUAAUUGAUGAAACAAUUUCCGAUAAAAUCGAAUAAGCGAAAGAAUAGCCGUGACGAGAGAAAUAAAAUUAAUUGUAAAUAAAAGAGUGAAAAUUAAUAUUUAAAGUGGCACAUGUGGAAAAUACAGUGCACAUAGUGUUUAAUCGGCGGGUAUAAUGAAAAAAAAAAUAGUGUACGCAAAUUUUUCAAUGUCCUUUUAAAGUAUAAGCCAAGAUACCCUUUAAAUAAAUAUUAGAGAUUGAAAUUUCUGUGGCUUUCGUUUGUUAUUACGUAAAAAAUCAAUUUUGUUGUGAAGUCGUUGUGGUGCAUGAAUCGAUUCUUUGAGAAAUACAUCUGAAUUCAGUGGAAGUUAACUAAUUUGUUUAUUUCCAUCGCAACAGAAAUAUUUUUCAAAUGAGAAUAGCCAUUGAUUCAUCAUCGCAUUUCGUAACUUCAUCGCGGAAUUUUAAAGAUUUUUUUUAGGAAUAAAAGACAUUGCGUGGAUGAGGUCAAAGAAUGUGAGUGCAUCGAACGUAAUGAAUUAUUUAUUAAGUAAAUAAUUGCAUAUUUUAUUUAAUGAAUAUUUGUUUAUCCACAAUUGAGGUUCACUGGUGAGUGAGAAAAAAUUUGUUGCGUUAUGAGAAACAACAGUGAAUUGUUGCUUCGAUGUUGACUUUCGAUUGAUUUUUGCAAUUAAUUCCCGAUCCCUUCACUCGUGAUACUUGUCCAGUCAGCAAUUGUCUAUAUUGGUGUCAUUCUUCGAUAACUGUUUAAUCAAAUAUUACAGACUCAAAAUGGGAGAAUCCAAAUUUCCCCAAAUUGGAGUUGAAUUUCACAGGGGGUUUCCUGUGAUGAUGCGCCCUCCGAGAGAGAUGAAUUUAAAGAUAAAAGAUGAUUUAAAAAAAUUUGUAACAUAUCACAGACAUCCGAGGUGUACACAUACUGGUGAUGAGCUUUGGAAAAUGAUGCUGGGUGGUAAAGUUUUUUUUUUGACAGACGAAUGAUGGUGAGGAUUACAUUCCGGACGAUUAGAGUAGUUUUAAGCAAGGAUCACGUAUUGUACGUAUGUGUUGUAAAUAGCAUAAAUAAAAAAUUACGUUUAAAAGUAAAUAAUUCAGAGUAAA